GCACAAACAGGGAUGAAGCAUGGCAACCGAAGUAAGAAGCAAGCUCUCAAGUCAGCAUCCACAGAUCUUGGGACAAGUGAUGUAGUGUUGGGCCGUAUCUUGGAAGUCACCGACCUGCCCGAAGGAAUCACACGUACCGAAGCUGACAAGCUCUUCACCCAGUUAGCCAUGUCUGGUGCCAAAAUCCAGUGGCUGAAAGAAACUCAGGGGCGUCCUGGGGGCGGGGGCGACAAUAACCACGGGACUGCGGAGAACGGCAGGCAUUCAGACCUUGCUGCCUUAUACACCAUCGUGGCCGUCUUCCCCAGCCCUUUGGCAGCCCAAAACGCAUCCCUGCAUCUGAACAACUCUCUCAACUGCUUCAAGUUGCGUAUGGCCAAAAAGAACUACGACCUGCGUGUGCUGGAGCGUGCCAGCUCCCAAUAGGGGCAGACAGAGGGGCGGGGAGGGGGAGGGCAACAAGCACAUUGGACUGGCCUCUCCAGCCUCACCCCCCCAACAGCCCCUUGACCAGCCUCCUUUAGUUCCACAUGCGCCUCCCCGUCUUUCUUCCCUCCCCCCCCCCUUUUUUAAUUUGGGUGAUAGAGGGGGUAAUUUCCUGGAGAUAUUUAUAUGGACAAAAUGAAGAGAAAAAGACAUUGAUUUGUUUUGUUUUUGUUUUGUUGGGGGGGGGGCUUCUGUUUUUUUUUAAUUAUUAUUAUUUUUGUGUGGAGGAACAUGUCCUGCCCUUUGCCCCCUCUCCAGAACACGUGUAUAUUGUUUUGUUCAGCGUUGUGCCGCGGUACGGAGCCGUAUUUAAUUGCACAUAACAGAUGUUGGCUGGGUAUAUUCACUGUACAUUUUAUUUAAUCUGGGUUUAUUAUUAUUAAUAUUAUUAUUUGGUUUUUAAAUAUAAAAGAAUCGUCUGUCACUUUAAAGCUG
Thamnophis sirtalis is the source of this 921-nucleotide messenger RNA. The record is from RefSeq and is a predicted model, not a curated record. Lineage: Eukaryota; Metazoa; Chordata; Lepidosauria; Squamata; Natricidae.